AUGAUCCGUUUCCGUAAAUGUGGGAUGUCCAGCUCAGCCAUCGUUUACCUGAGCUGUCUGGCCAUUGUUGACACGUUCUAUCUGGUGUGGGUCAUACUUCUGGACCUGACUCUGAGCUUUUGGAUCCUUCAACCCUUCUGGCACUUCUUCCCCUGGUGUGGUAUCCUUGGGUUCCUACAGUACGGCUCUCUCUACAGCUCCUCCUGGAUUGUGGUGGUGUUCACCAUCGAGCGCUACCUGGUCCUCCGCAGCCCAGCAUCCAAGCAGAACCUUUCCCAAUCCUGGGCCACUAAAAUGAUCUGCACGGUUGUUGUCCUGCUGUCCCACCUGGUGUCUGUGCCCAUGGGCUGGAUCAAUAUCGUCACACCUGUGAACUUCACCAUACAUGGGGAGAACACAACCCUCCCUCGAUGUCGAUAUCGCAAUCACACCUACUCUACAGUUGUAGUGUGGAUAGCUACCUUCCUCUCCGGAGGAAUUCCCAUUGUGUUGGUCAUCACCUUCAAUUGCCUCAUUGGGUACCACCUAUGCCGGGCCAGUAACCUCUUCACAAAGGAGGAACGACGUUUUAUGUAUGGAAAGAGCACCAGAAGCACAUUGAAGAGAACGAUUCUCCUGCUGGGAACCGUCUCUGUGGCCUUUGUCGUUCUUAGCCUGCCUCGAUUUGUCACAUACUGCAUCCUUAGGACCAGGUACAAUGAUGAAACCUUCAACAGAAAUGACUACAGCAUUCCCAUCAAUGUAGCCGGGGACAUGGCUAACAUGCUACAGAACCUUAACUCCACCACCAACUUUUUGUUGUACUGCAUGGUUAGUCGUCGCUUCCGGCAGGAGUUGGUUCAGACCAUGAGGUGUAAGGCAACGUCCAGCGAUCUGAGCUCCCUUCUGAGCAACACCACUAUGAAGGUUUUCUCUGUUGUAAAUAACACGGCUUCCCCAUCCAGGAACUCUAUGACUGUGGUUUUAACCAGUCUCAAACCAAUGGGGUAG
This is a messenger RNA of Cyprinodon variegatus (sheepshead minnow), 990 nucleotides long. RefSeq names its product probable G-protein coupled receptor 139. NCBI's taxonomy places the organism in Eukaryota, Metazoa, Chordata, Actinopteri, Cyprinodontiformes, Cyprinodontidae. Gene Ontology annotation, molecular function: G protein-coupled receptor activity. Gene Ontology annotation, biological process: G protein-coupled receptor signaling pathway. Gene Ontology annotation, cellular component: membrane. The transcript has a single exon. The record is from RefSeq and is a predicted model, not a curated record. The coding region runs from base 1 to 990 and encodes 329 amino acids.